Geodia barretti is the source of this 350-nucleotide messenger RNA. The record is from the annotation of a GenBank genome assembly. Lineage: Eukaryota; Metazoa; Porifera; Demospongiae; Tetractinellida; Geodiidae.
GCGUGCCGUAAGCAAUGUGCAUGAAGAGGAGGAAUGGAUGCAUCAAGGACUCCGCCGCUACAGCAGCCAAAAACGUCCUCAAGAGUCCUCCAACCACCAGGAGGGAGCAGUUCCAUAUUUCUGGGAGAAGACCAACCCACAGAGGAGGCCAGCAGCCAGCAGCCAGUUCCCUCCAAAGAAGCCUCUCCUGCUGGAGAAGACAAACCAUGCCAUAAGGGACAACGAGCAUCAUCUCGCGCUCUCCACCCUCCUGGAGGACACUCCAGCAUAUCUUUUGGCUGGAACUAGUCACAGACUAACAAUUUGGCUGCUCAAUUAUCAUCAUUUCUGUGAUUACUGAUCGAAUGUCC